This is a messenger RNA of Neurospora hispaniola, 886 nucleotides long. Its product is annotated as small GTPase RAC. Gene Ontology annotation, cellular component: cytoskeleton; cytoplasmic vesicle; cell projection. The record is from RefSeq and is a predicted model, not a curated record. Bases 109 to 711 code for a protein of 200 amino acids. Gene Ontology annotation, biological process: regulation of cell shape; small GTPase-mediated signal transduction; establishment or maintenance of cell polarity. Gene Ontology annotation, molecular function: GTPase activity; protein kinase binding; GTP binding. The transcript is spliced from 6 exons. NCBI's taxonomy places the organism in Eukaryota, Fungi, Ascomycota, Sordariomycetes, Sordariales, Sordariaceae.
AUCCGUCACUGCUGCUUUCACAUCGACUACAACAACAUACCAAACCUCUAAUCACGAGUCCCUAAUACCAAUCCCACCCCCAAACCAUCUUUCUCAGCCAUUCCCACAAUGGCUGCUAUCGGAGGCGUGCAGUCGAUCAAGUGCGUCGUCACUGGUGACGGUGCUGUAGGAAAGACAUGUCUUCUCAUCUCAUACACAACAAAUGCCUUCCCCGGCGAAUACAUUCCCACAGUUUUCGAUAAUUACUCGGCGAGUGUUAUGGUCGAUGGCAAGCCCGUGAGCUUGGGUCUCUGGGAUACUGCUGGACAGGAGGAUUACGACAGACUGCGCCCGCUUUCGUACCCCCAGACCGACGUCUUCCUCAUCUGCUUUUCGCUCGUCAGCCCUCCGUCGUUCGACAACGUCAAGUCCAAGUGGCACCCCGAGAUCCAGCAUCACGCCCCCGGUAUCCCCAUCAUUUUGGUGGGCACCAAGCUCGAUUUGCGCGAGGACCCCGAUACCAUUCAGAGCCUGAGCCAGAAACGCAUGGCUCCGAUAACGUUCGAGAUGGGUGUCAACUGCGCCAAGGAGAUCGGCGCGAGGAAGUACCUCGAGUGCUCUGCCCUUACCCAAAGGAAUCUCAAGUCUGUUUUCGACGAGGCCAUCAGAGCUGUGCUCUACCGCGUCGAUACGACCCAAGAAAAGAAGAAGUCCAAGUGCACUAUCCUCUAAUUAAUUCACCACAACCAACCAAACCACACCAGACAUACUACCACCAUCACAACACCAUUACACCAACGCUCAUGAGGCCAUUUACCGAGGGCGCAGCGCACGCCUUGACAUCAGCACAAAACAACAGGGUGUUCCAUGGGGAUAAUUGUGAGGGGACACCAUCUAUACCCGGCGG